Messenger RNA from Diabrotica virgifera virgifera (western corn rootworm), 1366 nucleotides. RefSeq lists its product as uncharacterized. NCBI's taxonomy places the organism in Eukaryota, Metazoa, Arthropoda, Insecta, Coleoptera, Chrysomelidae. The record is from RefSeq and is a predicted model, not a curated record. Bases 25 to 945 code for a protein of 306 amino acids. Gene Ontology annotation, biological process: regulation of transcription by RNA polymerase II. Gene Ontology annotation, cellular component: nucleus; transcription regulator complex. The transcript is spliced from 2 exons.
CAGUGGUGCAACGUUUCAAAUAAAAUGGAUAUCGAAAAACUUAUUGAAAUUGUAAAAAAACAUGAUAUAUUGUUCGACAUGUCCCACCCAGAUUAUAAGAACGUGCGUAUUAAAAAUAAAAUUUGGGAUCAGAUUGGAAAUGAAUUAAAUAUAAAAGGUGAAGAUCUGAAGAAACUCUGGAAGAAUUUGAGAGACUGCUAUGCAAAAUACCUUCGUUCUGAAAAGACUAGAACUGGCCAGCAGGCGAAGACUACUACCCGCUACAAAUCCUGGCCUUGGGCGCAACAUGUGGAAGCUUUCCGACCCUUCCUGCAGUUUGCUCAAACAGAGUCCAAUGUCUCAGAUCCUGGGCUUUCAGAAUCACUGGAACUACUUAAUGAAGAAGUCACUACGCAGAACGAGGCUUCUCUAACGGAAGAAAACUUAUCGAUUGAGAUGAUCCAUCAGCAAGACAAAAAAAUAGAAAAGUUACGUACCAAAAGAAAACUUUCACAAGACAUUCAAUACUCUUCAGUUGAUAAAGUUAUAUCGUUUUUAAAUAAACCGCACAGUAAUUGUGAGGAAAGUGAUGACGAAAUAGAUCUAGUAUUUCGGGGUUACACAGCGAGCGUUAAAAAAUUAUCACCAAAAUGUCAGACGCUCAUCAAAUAUCAGAUAGCUAAAUUAAUAAUGGAAGAGGAGUUAUCUCAGCAAGCAGAAAUGCGACCAGGAACAAGUAAUUCCUUCAGCUCAUCUCCUUUAUCCUCCAAUUUACCUCUUCAUUCACCAAACGAUGAACAACAUGUUUACAAUGAAAGACAAGAUGAUCUAGUAACAGCCAUUCUUCUGCACAAUGGUAUGAGAAUUUUGCUCGCAGAAUUACAAAAAUAUAAAUAUCUUUAUUUUUGUAUAAGUUUUCUUGUAAAAAUUAUUUUCUCUCCUUCUAGAUUUAAUAUAUUCGAAUAAUUUGUUUAACGUAUUUUGUAUGAAUUUUUAUACACUUCAAAACCUUGUUAACAAUGUAUAACAAAGUUGUUUUAUCUACUCUAUGUCAUAUUAUGUAUAAGUUUUAAGUUUGUGAAAACUGUCAUUAUCGAUAGCAGUGGGUUAAGGGUUUAAAAUGUGCGUGAAGUAACAAUGUAUUAUUAUGACAGUUCCGUAGAUUGGUCCUACAUAGAAAGAGUCCCUCGACGUGAAAGAAGAAGUAGUCACGUACGAGAAUAUUCUGGAUGUCAUGGAAUAACCCAGAAAUGUCUGGUGACAUCUAGAACGUCAGAAAACUAUAUAAACAUUAUGUGUUUGGCAUUCUAUAGUUCAGUUGUAUUUGAGAUUUUGAUUAUAAAAAGUUGUCAGUUUGUUCAAGUUGUUAACGUAUUGUAAUAUUGUA